AUGAAACAUUUCUACAAAUUGGCCAUAGUUUUAGCCUAUAUUCAUACAUAUUUCAUGCGAAACAGAUGUGUGAGAAAAGUAUUUUUAGCUGAAAAUGAACCUGAUUCUGGUGUAAAAUCAGGGGAUGGGAAAGGCUCUUAUGAUGAUGAUGUUCUUAUGGAGGAAGUUAUAAAUCUUCUGUCCCUUCACGCUUUGGGGCAAGAAGAAGAGGAACAAAAAAAUCCGAAAAAGAGGAACAGAAAAAAUCCAAAAAAGGGGAACAAAAAAAAUCUGAAAAGGAGGAACAGAAAAAAUCCGAAAAAGAGGAACAGAAAAAAUCCGAAAAAGAGGAACAGAAAAAAUCCGAAAAAGAGGGUGCAGUUGAAGGGACGGAUGAAAUGGAGAUUAAGUUAUAGACAAACACAUUUUCUAUUAGAAGAUAUUAAAAAAUGCAAGAGGAGCUCUGAAGAAGAAGUACAAGAAAAGGGAACAACUUCAAGUGCAUCAUCAUCAAAAGAUGCACCAGAAGAAAAGCCUGAAAAAUUGGAUGACCUCCAGUUAGAUGAGUUUAGACACGUACUAAAGGAAUGUGAUGAUAUAUUUUUCGAAAUUGAUGAUGAAAAAAUAGAGGAAUAUUUAAAGGCAGGGAUACACAGCAAAGAAAAAAUUUCUGAAUUGAAUAAUGAAUAUCCAUUAAAUUUGUCGAAAGGUAUUAACUUUGAUAAUCCUCGUGCGCCUUUUGGAGUAGUAGAGAAAAACUUUGAAAAGAAAAGUGAAAAUGAAAUACGCGCAACGCUAUAUUUUGAUGAUUUCUUGAGUACUCCAUUAUAUGAAUUUUUAAAUAAUACAAUGGUGGGUGAAUUAUCUCUGGCAAAAGUUAAUUUUUUCUAUGUCAAAGAACGUAUUAAAUAUCAGCCAUGCAAUAACUUUCUGUUGAAUUAUCUUGGUACAAAAAACAAACCUUUAAACAUUGACAGUUUUUUAUGUCUUAAUAUAGGCACAUAUUUAUCUCAGGAUAAAUGUGAAAUUUGCAAUUUUUGUGAUACAAGAAUAAGGGCAAUAAGAGAAAAAAAUGUUGAAAAUGAUUAUACACUUGAAAGAUUAAAACAGACAAGUGUCAGUAGGCAUUUGAAUUAUUCCGAACGAAAGAAGUUAAGAGAGAUAGUUUUUCACCAACUUCAGAAUAUAUCGUAUUUAAGAAAAGCAUUAUCUUUCUUUGCUGAAAAACGUAAUAAAAUUAAGAAAGAUGCAGCGCUUCUUUCACAAAAUUUCUCUUUACCUAAAAAUUAUUUAUAUAAGGAUGUUAUUCUUUUGACAUGCCUACAUUAUGUAAUCAGUUAUGCUAUUGUAAUACUUAAGCCAUUAAAGAUUAAAGUUGAUGGAAAAAUUAUGAUAGGAUAUAGGGAGUUUUAUUUUGUUUCAGGUUUACUAAAUCAGUUAAUAUUUUUACUAGAGUUUAUGGAACAUAAUUCAAUUGUGUCAAAAAUUCUUUAUGAUAUAUGA
This is a messenger RNA of Plasmodium cynomolgi strain B, 1482 nucleotides long. RefSeq lists its product as hypothetical. The transcript has 2 exons. Lineage: Eukaryota; Apicomplexa; Aconoidasida; Haemosporida; Plasmodiidae. The record is from RefSeq and is a predicted model, not a curated record. The coding region runs from base 1 to 1482 and encodes 493 amino acids.